This is a messenger RNA of Histoplasma mississippiense, 717 nucleotides long. RefSeq lists its product as hypothetical. NCBI's taxonomy places the organism in Eukaryota, Fungi, Ascomycota, Eurotiomycetes, Onygenales, Ajellomycetaceae. The transcript is spliced from 8 exons. Gene Ontology annotation, molecular function: cyclin-dependent protein serine/threonine kinase activity; ATP binding. The coding region runs from base 1 to 717 and encodes 238 amino acids. Gene Ontology annotation, biological process: protein phosphorylation. Gene Ontology annotation, cellular component: nucleus. The record is from RefSeq and is a predicted model, not a curated record.
AUGGUCAUCCCCAACUCCUCACCCCCAUCCAAAGUUCCUUUGGAACGGGAUGAGUACGGAAAUCCGCGGUUUCAUGGCUGCUCAAAUAUUCGAGAGUUCGAAUUUCUGGGGAAGCUUGGAGAGGGUACAUUCGGCGAAGUGUACAAGGCUCGCUCCAAACGGUCGGGUGCCAUAGUUGCAUUGAAAAAGAUACUAAUGCAUAAUGAGAAGGAUGGGUUUCCUAUAACAGCCUUGCGGGAAAUAAAACUUCUCAAGAUGCUUUCGCAUCCGAAUGUUCUACAACUUCAGGAAAUGGCGGUUGAGCGUCCUCGAGGUCUUCUAGAAAACCCUAGCGUUCACUUUACCGAACCCCAGAUCAAGUGUUAUAUGCUGCAACUCUUAGAGGGUCUACGAUUGCAGAUUUCGGUCUGGCUCGACCAUAUGACGAAUCGCCACCCAAACCUGGCAAAGGAGGCGGUGAAGCAGCCGCCAGAACUCCUACUUCACCUUCGGAAAUAUACUACCGCAAUCGACAUGUGGGGUGUCGGCUGUGUGUUCGGCGAAAUGUUCAAAGGAAAGCCAAUUCUCGCUGGCAGCAGUGAUAUAAACCAGGCUCAUCUCAUAUUCAGCCUUGUUGGCACCCCGACGGAAGAAAACAUGCCGGGAUGGAGUUCAUUACCGGGUUGCGAUGUUGUGAAGAAUUUCGGGAGCAAGGAGCAGGAGUUAUAUCUCUCCUAA